This is a messenger RNA of Vitis riparia (riverbank grape), 834 nucleotides long. RefSeq names its product non-specific lipid-transfer protein-like protein At5g64080. The transcript is spliced from 4 exons. The record is from RefSeq and is a predicted model, not a curated record. The coding region runs from base 1 to 630 and encodes 209 amino acids. NCBI's taxonomy places the organism in Eukaryota, Viridiplantae, Streptophyta, Magnoliopsida, Vitales, Vitaceae. Gene Ontology annotation, molecular function: lipid binding. Gene Ontology annotation, biological process: lipid transport.
AUGUCACCACUCCUCCUCUUGAUAAAAAAGGCACUCUCCAUCCUCUACAGACUCCACUACCCUUUCCGUUUCUCAAACGCCCUUCAGAGUUCAGACGAUCCCCGCUACUCCCACGGCCACCAUCAGAAUCCAGUCCACCGAGGUGGGUCGCAGCAGACGUCUCCUUCGCCGGCGGUGGACUGCUCGAGUCUGGUACUGAACAUGGCGGACUGCCUGUCGUAUGUGUCGAACGGGAGCACCGCGUCGAAGCCGGAGGGGACGUGCUGCACAGGGCUGAAGACGGUGCUGAAGGCGGACGCGGAGUGUCUGUGUGAGGCCUUCAAGAGCAGUGCGCAGUAUGGAGUGGUUUUGAACGUUACCAAGGCUAUCUAUCUCCCUACUGCCUGCCGCGUCUCUGCUCCUUCUGUCAGUAACUGUGGACUUUCGAUCACUCCUGCUGGUUCUCCUGUGGAAAUCCAAUCUCCAGAAGCAUCUCCAUCAUCAGAAGCCACAGCACCUGCCUCGCCCACAUCCGCCAGUGAGAUAGCUAUGGCGCCGGCGCCGGCGCCGGGAAGCUCGUCUUCUUCUAUGGUGUCCAUUUCUGUUGGGUCUCUUGUUCUGAGCCUUGCAGCGGCCGCACUCUCCUUCUGAGAUAAUACGGCACCGUUUUGAAGGAGGAACAGAGGGAUAUUUCAUAUUUGUGACGUUUUGAUUUUAAAAAUUUGGGUAUUUAUUUCUCUCUUUCUUUCUUGUAUGAGAUAGUAGGUAUAUAAUUCAUUCGAGUCUAACUUGGAACCCAUCCGGGCUUUUUGUAUUUCACUUAUAUUUAUCAUUUGCCUUUUCCUUGGACAUUUU